AAGCUACGUUCAAAAUAUAUGUAUAUAUGGCUGCAAUCACAAUUUUUUUUCGCAAUGAAAGACUGGAUUUUGUAAUUAGCGUUCGUUCGCGUCAAAAAACUGCGCCUCGCGCGCGCGCCGUCGACAGCCUUUCGCACGAAGAGCAGACCGAAAAUUUUCAGUUUACUAUUCCACAACCUCGCAAUCGAGGUAAAAUCAAAACAAAUUGAUAGAACAAAAAAAAAAUGGCUGGAACCACCUGGACGGAGGAAGAGGUCGGCAGAAAAUGGGACCGAUGCUUCGCUGACGCUGUCUUCAAAUUAGGUGGCGGCAUUUUCAUCGGCACCGUCUUUUCCCUACUUUUUGUGAGGAGAAAGUGGCCAGUAAUCACAGGAGCCGGAUUUGGAUUAGGGAUGGCUUAUUCGAACUGCGAAAAUGAUAUUAACCAAACAAUAGUUCCACAAAAAAAUACAGAAACAGCCACUAAAAAAUAAGUGAUUCAAAUUAAAUUAUGUACAUUGUUAAUGCAAAAAUUAGUUGAAUUUGUAUUCUAUAAAGAUAAAAUAAACACAUCGUUGUAAGACAACAAA
Messenger RNA from Trichogramma pretiosum, 569 nucleotides. Its product is annotated as MICOS complex subunit Mic10-like. Gene Ontology annotation, cellular component: mitochondrial inner membrane; mitochondrion; MICOS complex. The record is from RefSeq and is a predicted model, not a curated record. Bases 225 to 473 code for a protein of 82 amino acids. Lineage: Eukaryota; Metazoa; Arthropoda; Insecta; Hymenoptera; Trichogrammatidae. The transcript is spliced from 4 exons.